This is a messenger RNA of Dothidotthia symphoricarpi CBS 119687, 1233 nucleotides long. RefSeq names its product MFS general substrate transporter. The coding region runs from base 1 to 1233 and encodes 410 amino acids. The record is from RefSeq and is a predicted model, not a curated record. Gene Ontology annotation, molecular function: transmembrane transporter activity. The transcript has 6 exons. Lineage: Eukaryota; Fungi; Ascomycota; Dothideomycetes; Pleosporales; Dothidotthiaceae. Gene Ontology annotation, cellular component: fungal-type vacuole membrane. Gene Ontology annotation, biological process: transmembrane transport.
AUGACUAAAAAAUCUUCCAGUGACCUCCCGUCGCGUCGCACCUCAGAGAGUACAGCUGAUACAGAGUCAUGUUGCAUCAAAGAGAAUGAAGGAAAUCGUGCUGCGUGGCUCACUGUCUUGGGCUCCGUUCUCGUCUACUACUCCUCCUUUGGAAUCAUGAAUAGCUUUGGCUUUUUUCAGAACUUUUACACCAGCGACUUCCUCGAGCAUACAUCACCACCUACGAUUGCCUUCAUCGGCACGCUUCAGAUCGCUCUGAUGAACUCUCUAGCCGCCAUCUCAGGAGCACUAUGCGACUACUACGGAAUAAAAUAUCUGUACAUCGGUUCAGGAAUCGGUACUAUAGUUGCACUACUCGCUCUAUCUUUUGCCAAAUCUGGUCAAUUCUGGCAGGUUUUUCUCGCCCAAGGCCUGCUGAUGGGCCUUACCAUUGCGUUUGCAAUCCAACCUGCACUCACAGUUGUAGGACAACACUUCAAAGAGCGGCGUGCAUUUGCUAUGGGAUUAGUCACUACUGGGUCUGCGUUGGGUGGUAUCGGCUUUCCGCUCAUGUUUGAAAAACUGCUCCCUGUCUUAGGGUUUUCCUGGGCAUUGCGCGUGGCUGCUCUCAAGAUUGCUGUUUGUUACUCUAUUGCGCUGGGGAUAUCAACCAGCAAGCCGAGCGGUAAGAGUAUUCGGAGGAACUGCGGCUCGCUGCUUGACUUUCGAGGAUUUCUUGAUACGCGUUACUCUGUGCUGUGUAUCGGGGCCUUCUUCUGUCAGGCUGGUCAAUGGAUUCCAAGCUACUAUAUUAAGACAUACGCGAACGCCGCAUAUCCGGGCAAUCCGAUUGCAGAUUACUUCCUUCCGCUUAUGAACAGCUGUAGCGUUGUAGGCGCAGUCAUUGGGGGCCUCACGGGUGACCGUAUCGGCCGACUCAACUCCCUCUGGCCCAUGGUCUUGAUGACAGGUUGUUCUUGCCUCUUCAUCUGGCUACUCAUCGACUCUCUGAUCGCUCUAGUCGUCUUCGCCUGCCUCUUUGGAUUCAGCACAGGUAAUUUCGUAGCAUUGAUACCACCUGUCAUCGGCCAGAUCACGCCAGACGACAAGCUCGGGGCGCGGAUAGGUGCUUUCUACAGCGUUGUAGCUAUCUCGAGUCUUGUUGGGACGCCUAUUGGCGGUGCACUCAUCACGGAUGAUCACUCGAAGGAGGGAUAUCGAUGGUUGAUCUGCUUCGCACUGGGUUGGUGCUAA